AGGAGAUGUUGGACGAAUUUUUGGACGAGCUGAGAAGCCCGAUGAUGUUUGUUUAUGUAUCGAUGUUGUUAACUUGGUGUAUGGCUAGUAGCUCACAGUUGGGUGAUUCUGUUGAGUUGGAAUUUAAAGCUUAUCGUUUGCAACAAUAUGAUAUCGUUGGCACUCCUCAUGGUAGUCGUUCUUGGCAAGUAAUAUAUGAAGCCGUGUCACUGGAUAGUAAUGUUCUUAGGCGUUGCUUAGUUGUGAACUGGCGCGACUUAUUAGGUCGUGACUUGCAAGCUUUAUUUAGUCAGGCAUUUGGUGCUGUCCUCAUUGUGUUACCAGCCAAUUUGGACACGUUGACACCUUCAACAAAGGCGAAAUUGGUUUCAUUAGAAAAAAGCCUGCUCUAUUUAAAUACUGAUAUAGCAGUAUAUGUGGUACACCAGCAACCGGAGUUGCAGGCCCUCGUCGCGGAAGUAACAGCUUUUUCUAAGAGAUCUCCAACUGCCUUCCAGCAACUGUUGAAUGCAAUAAGUGCAAAUAUCUUCCAGUUUUCAUCGUCAGUAUCAGUUUCUAAUAAUAUUGUAAUACCAAAAUCAGCUAAUGUUAUAGGGCAUCUGUGGUCAACAGAUCGAAAGUCACCAUUAAUUGUUGUGGUAGCGCACUAUGACAGCCAUUCGGCAGUACCAGGAUUGGCAAUUGGUGCAGAUGCCAACGGAAGUGGUGUAGCAGCACUGCUCGAAUUACUGGCUAUCUUCUCCCGCUUCUAUGGUUCUAAUACAAUGAAACCUAAAUAUAAUAUGAUGUUUUUACUCACUGCUGGUGGAAAGUUCAAUUAUCAAGGUAGUCGCCAAUGGCUGGAAGAACAUAUUGACAAACAGACCGAAACGAACAUCGAACUUGUCAUAUGUCUUGAUUCCGUGGGCAAAGAUGGCAGUCUUAUAGCGCAUGUAUCAAAAAUGCCUGCUGAAACAUCACCUGUUGGGCGAUUUUUUUUGCUGCUGAAAGAUGCUACACCUCCAAAUAGAACCGUAGAAAUUGUGUCGAAGAAGAUCAAUCUGAACGCAGAUGUGCUUGCAUGGGAACAUGAAAGAUUUUCAAUUCAACGUUUACCCGCUCUCACACUUUCACAUUUCAAAUCACAUACUGAUUCUGGUAGAAAUUCAUUCCUGGAUAUACUAUCACAGAUCGAGAUGGAAGUUUUGGAAUAAUGCUGGUUUACGCUGGAAAUACACAUAUAGUGUGGUUGAACAGAUCGACGAGGAUGUUUCGUUCAGCUUCUGUCGGCGGUGGCAAAUGUACGAACUAUCGGUGAAGCUCUUUUGGUUUAUGUGUUAAAUUUGCCAAAUACAAAAUGUGCGCAUGAAGAGAAUUUCUCAACUUGUUCAAUUCUGGCGCCGGGAGAUGUUAAUAAAAAGCGAUUAUCAAACUGGCUGCAGCAGUUUGGAAGCAAAUCUCGUCCUAUGGCUGCUGGCAGUGAUUGGCUUGUAGCUAAUCUUAUGGAUACCGUAAUCAGGUAUACUUCCGGACAAACUGUAGUGGAGCCAGUUUCGGUAGCAGAAGUGUCACUUUAUGGUGUACUCGAAGACCGCUUAAUGGCACACCGAGCAAAACCAGCUGUCUUUGAACUUUUGUUAGCAGCUGUUAUAACGCUUUAUUUAUCAACGUUAUACUUUGUUGCGCCGGUGUUGCAGACAUCCGUUGAAGUAGUGCUUGUUAAGUUUAAAAAAUUAUGAUUUGUUGAUCUCAUUUUGACAUACCGAUUUUCUGCACAGCACUGGAGUACAAGUUUACUCUUCGAGAAGUACUUAAUGAUCAAACAUGGCUAUAUUAUAGCCAUAUUUGAUCAUUAUGUACUUCUCGAAUUUUUUUUUCUUUUUUUUU
Molecule: messenger RNA, 1866 nt
Organism: Loa loa (African eye worm)
Lineage: Eukaryota; Metazoa; Nematoda; Chromadorea; Rhabditida; Onchocercidae
Product: nicalin-1, variant
Exons: 11
Coding region: 6-1193 (395 amino acids)
Biological process (GO): regulation of signal transduction
Cellular component (GO): endoplasmic reticulum membrane
Source: RefSeq, a predicted model, not a curated record